ACGUCGCUGACAACCAUCACGAGGUAUGAAACUUGCUCCCCUGCCAGCCCGCCAGCAAAUCAUUCUCGCAACUCGUCUCGCUACAGAAACUCUCGAGUGGCGCAAGCGCGCAAUAAGAAGACACGACUGGAAUGUCGCUGCAGAUCUACAGCGACACCAGUGUUGCCCAAAUAUGAUGUUCAGCGGUUACUGAUGCUCACACAGAGACAAUACCUUGACUGCGCCGCUUCAAGUAACGCAGACUGACGCCAGCCCCAAGCGACUCAUGUAUGAGUAGAAUAUCAGGUGUAUCUGGAACGAGAUCGCUUGAUCACCACGACUGCCACUAGCGAUGACUGGUUAUAAUCGCACAAUGAGUUUCUCGGAAAGGAGGGGGAGCAUAAUGAAUGAUGAGAUGACCCUGAACACAAGCAACGGUCCUAUCAACCACAGGAUGGACAAGAUGGUACAACCGAGGCCGAGAGGGCCGCCCACCCCCAGUAUGAACACGCCGGCUCCAGAGUACGACCAGCAGUUGACCGGCUCUCCUCCGCCGCCUCCUACUCCUGCAGCAUCACCAGGACCCUCUCACCCCCAGGCCGACUGGAGCGAAGCCGCCGAAGAUGAGGACUUCUUCCUAGCCCAUGUGCGCCAACACUUCCAGAACUGCUCUGGAUCUGCACGGAAUCGUCUUUUGGCGGAUCUAUUAAAUAUGUGUACGACCCAACAGCUCAGCUUUGUGCAUCAGUUCGUCAGCCCACUGCUCAAGAAGGACCCGUUUACAAGUUUGCCGGACGAACUGUGCUUACGGAUUUUGUCUUUUAUUGACGACCCACAAGUAUUGGCGAGGGCUUCACAGGUCUCGCGGAGGUGGCGCGAUCUCCUGAGCGAUGAUGUGACAUGGAAAAACCUAUGUGUCAAGCACGACUACGGGCGUAGGUUGUCCGAGGUUUACUACGGUGUACCGAACUACGCAACGACUCGUCCUAGUGUGAAUCCUUUAGGCGACUCCGACCAACCGAACCAUAGCUUCCCCGGAGCAUAUCCGACGGCCCAACCCGUGCAUCAAGCGUCCCGGAGUUUUGAUGCUUCAAAUAGACCCAAGCUUCGGUCUUACAAGUCACACUUCAAACAGAGGUAUCUGGUCGAAUCAGCGUGGCGCACUGGCGGUCGUAACACCAUAAAAACAAUCACUCAGGAUGGUCGGGUCGUGACUAGCUUACACUUGACCCCAAAAUACAUUGUUGUGGCUCUUGAUAACGCGAGGAUCCAUAUCUUUGACCGCGAAGGGAAUGUAUUACGGACAUUGCAAGGGCAUGUUAUGGGCGUGUGGGCUAUGGUUCCCUGGGAGGAUAUUUUGGUCAGUGGCGGCUGUGAUCGUGACGUUCGGGUCUGGGAUAUGACCACAGGGCAAUGUGUUCAUACACUUCGGGGCCAUACUUCAACUGUGCGGUGCUUGAAGAUGUCUGACGCCAAUACUGCGAUAUCCGGGUCGAGGGAUACCACCCUUCGAGUUUGGGAUAUCCGAACAGGCGUCUGUAAGAAUGUCCUGGUUGGCCAUCAAGCCAGUGUACGGUGUCUCGAAAUCAAGGGGGAUAUCGUGGUCUCUGGUAGCUACGACGCGACAGCCAAAAUCUGGAGCAUAUCGGAAGGGAGGUGCUUGCACACGCUCACCGGACACUUCAGCCAGAUUUAUGCCAUAGCUUUUGACGGCCAGCGGGUUGUCACUGGCAGUCUCGAUACCAGUGUCCGAGUCUGGGAUGCUCUUUCUGGUGAACCCAUUGCUGUCCUCCAAGGCCACACCUCGCUCGUCGGUCAACUGCAACUACGUGGUAAUACUCUCGUCACAGGUGGCUCAGACGGUUCGGUCAGAGUGUGGUCUUUGGAGAAGAUGUGUCCUAUACAUCGACUUGCUGCACACGAUAACAGCGUUACGAGCCUGCAAUUUGAUGACACGCGGGUAGUGAGUGGUGGUAGCGACGGGCGAGUAAAGGUCUGGGAUGUCAAGACCGGCCAUCUCGUCCGAGAGCUGAUCACUGCCGAAUCCGUCUGGCGAGUCGUCUUUGAGGACGAAAAAUGUGUUGCGGUAGCCAACCGUGGAAGCCGUGUAAUGAUGGAGGUCUGGUCAUUCUCCCCGCCCGAGGAUGCGUACUCUGAGCGGCCAGUCUCUUUCCCUCAAGCUGCAGAAAAGUCGUCGUUGCGACCCUUGAAUGUGGAUUACCGCCGAUCCACAUUAGGUCUACCGAGUAUUGCUCCAAGUGAAGACCAAGAUGUGGACAUGAGAGAUGCUGGGCCCUCAACAGCUCCUUCUCACAACACCACGUUCUUCCAUGAUGACUGAAGAUGAUUCAUAAACCCAACUACUUGAUAGGAUUAAUGGUACAUGGGACAAGCCCGCAAAGGAUGGGCCUGCGCAUAAUGCAUCUCGCCUAAAUCAUGAUAUCUUGAGGGCAGCAUUCUUGACGAACAAACAAAUUGCAUGGCUAGGCGUUGGUAACACAAGAUUGGCAUUUUUGGAGCAUCAUGGGUGAUAUGGAUUAACUCUUUUCUUCUUUUUCUUUUUAACCACGAUAGAAGCGAAUGGUUGAGCAUGGCGUGGCUCAAUACGGGGCCCAGGACACGGACAUGGAUACCAGACCUCUUAUGUGAACACGUUGGAAUGCUUUUUCGAACGAUUCUGUUUAAUAGAUUAACAGGAGCGUCUAUGCGACUCUACA
Truncatella angustata is the source of this 2696-nucleotide messenger RNA. RefSeq names its product WD40-repeat-containing domain protein. The coding region runs from base 332 to 2320 and encodes 662 amino acids. The record is from RefSeq and is a predicted model, not a curated record. Lineage: Eukaryota; Fungi; Ascomycota; Sordariomycetes; Amphisphaeriales; Sporocadaceae. Gene Ontology annotation, molecular function: protein binding. The transcript is spliced from 3 exons.